This is a messenger RNA of Effrenium voratum, 1356 nucleotides long. The record is from the annotation of a GenBank genome assembly. Lineage: Eukaryota; Dinophyceae; Suessiales; Symbiodiniaceae.
AUGCUGGUGCAACUGCCAGAGCAAUCGGUUAUCUCAACAAGUAAUGCCUUCAGCUUGCGAAUGGCAAAUGCAGCAGUUUUGUUGCUGGAUUUACAUGGAGUGACUGACGGAGCACAUAUUGAAACGGAGAGCCAACGACUUAGUGUGCUGAAGCCAUGUGGUUCCAGUAGCAAUUGGGGCCGCGUCGAGGGCCUGUCCCAACGAGGACUCAGGAUGGAGAUACACGUGGAGUCUCCCAAUGCAGACAUGCUGCCGAAAAGUUGCUAUGUCAGUGUACGGGUGGGUGAAGUUCUGAAGCAGGGCAGAUACGAGCCGAAGCGGGCAUACAACUUUCCUGCCAUUGAUCGCCGACGAGAUGUUCGUGUUGACGUCUACCAGCACGUGGGGAGCUGCCUGCUGGCGGCAGAGCCAGACUCCACUUCCGUGCAUGACGUUUUUGCGACGAGCACCCACCCGGACUUUCCAGCUAUGAAGUUCAAGGUGAGUGUCUCAACCAGAAGCGAAGAGGUGCAGAAGUCCAAGGUAGACCGAGCGACCAAGAUGAAAGGCAAGGCCAAGGAGUACUUGGGCUCUCACCGCAUCGAGGAGAAGUUGUCCGAGGCAGUGAAGGCCUUGCUCAAGGAGCAGCCAGCAGAGCCGCUGGAUUUCAUUUGCAAGUAUUUGCAAGGCAGCAAGAAGGAGAAGUCGCUGGCACCCGUGGUCUCUGCGCGAGCCAGCUCGCAGCCGGUGGAAAGACCGCAGGCUGCUGCAGAGGGAGGUGAAGAGUCUUUCGUCAGUGUCGACGGGACUGGUGACCCGCGCAAUGACAUGCAAAGCGUGCGCUCCGAGAUGUGCCAACUACUGGUGGAAGCUGCAGAGAAUGGCAAGCUGGAGGGUGUGUUGAAGGAGAGUGGUGGUGCAGCGGCGCAUUCUGCAGAGGAUUUGAAAAAAGCGGAGGGGGCAAGGAAAAAGGCUGGCAACAUGCUGGUCACAGCUGUGGACAACGGAGACUUCGAGAAGAUCUUGAAAGAGCUCCAGGAAAAUAAGUCUGGAAAGAAGAAUGAAGAGAAGCUCAGACACAAGGCCGCUAAUCUGCUGAUCAAUGCAGCAGAGAAUGGGGAUCUUCAGAAGGCCCUCAAAGAGAUCCAGCCCUCGGAUAAUAGACAAGAUACGCGAAAGAAGGUUGCCGCAAUGCUGAUUGAAACAGCAGGCAAUGGCAAGCUGGAGACUGCUUUGCGAGAGAUCGGCAGCCUGAGGAGCCGCACGCCUCCCGACCUGGAGGCGCUGCAGAGGUCCGUGGGAAACACGCUGAUGCUGGCGAUGGAGAACGGGGACUUGGCAAAGGCGCUCCAGCCCAGCGUCCCAAACGGCCCGUGA